AUGCCGCAAAACCAGCAGCGGGCGCUUGCUACGCGGACGGCAUGCGACCGAUGCCGAGAUCGUCAGGACGGCGGAGCCUGCGUCCGCUGCGCCCGAGCCGGCGCGUCCUGCGUGACGGGAGCCCCGAGGCCGCUGGGCCGUUGUCGCGCCGGCCCAAGCGAGGCUCGCAGGAGGCCGCGCCAUUCGGUGUUCAUCUCUGCCGCGCCGCCCAGAUCUGCGGCUCGGGCGUCUCUUCCCGCAGCGUCUAUGCCGAGAGGACCGGAGAAGCCCGGGACAACUGCUCUCACUGGACCCUCGCACGAAGGACCUGUCGCACCAUCGCCGACUCGCGACAGCGAGGGCAGCUUCGAGUGCUUCCACGGUCCCGUCGUCACGGAGAUUCCGGACGAUGCCGUCGUCGAUGCCCUGGAUCUCGGGUUCCCCGACGAUAACGACGACGACGACGCAACCGCACUCUCAGCCCUUUUUGGCGUUUCCGACACGGGGGCUUUCCCCAUGGAACUUGAAGCAGAUCUCCUUGAGUUCCAGCCUCAUCCAAAGUCGCUUUCCGCUCUGCCUGGCACGCACAACCCGAGUCCCUGCGUGGACCCUGCUUUUCUGCUUCGCUCUCCACCCGCAGGCGGCGCCGCCCUCGACACCGCGAACAGACUGCUGCCGGAGCAGCCGUCUCCCGGGCCCGGCAGCAACGCCCUCGUCCGCCUCAACCACUCUCGCACAUGGGGCGCUUUGGUUAUAGGCAUCCCCUCACUGACCCUCCCGGAUUCGUGCGUCGCCAGUGUCGCAGACUUUCAGGACAACCCCAUCCUCCAGGCGCCGGAGAGCACCGCGGAACUGGCCGCCGUAAUCAGGCAAGUCAUCUCGCCGGUACAGGACCACGGCUCGUCGUUGUCGCCCCCGAGCAUGCCGGUAGUGCUCAUGUGCCUGUCCGGCCACAUACAGCUGCUGCAGAUAUACGACGCCAUCUUUCUCCACGUCCACCGGUUCCUGGGCGGCCUGCACGACAUCCUCGGCUUCUUCGAGGACCUGCCGGGGCUCACUCACGUCAGCGGCCUGCCGACCAUCAAGGGCGACCUGUACAUCAAAAUGAUGAUACAAGUGGCCCAGCACAAUCUCAGCAGCGUCGAAAGGGCCGUGGCCCUCCCGCCAGGCCUGUGCCUCUCGGCGCAGCGGGCGUCUUCGAGGGGCUUGCUGAGCUACGUGGAUUCGCUCGAGCCCUCCCAGAGCAUCAUGGGCCAGGCCUACAGCCCUUCCGAGAAGUCGGGACGGGCCCGUUUCGCAUCCAUGCGGAUAAGGAUAGGAAGUAUACUGGGCCUUCUGAGAGACGAUUGCUAG
Molecule: messenger RNA, 1332 nt
Organism: Colletotrichum navitas
Lineage: Eukaryota; Fungi; Ascomycota; Sordariomycetes; Glomerellales; Glomerellaceae
Exons: 4
Coding region: 1-1332 (443 amino acids)
Biological process (GO): regulation of DNA-templated transcription
Molecular function (GO): zinc ion binding; DNA-binding transcription factor activity, RNA polymerase II-specific
Source: RefSeq, a predicted model, not a curated record